Molecule: messenger RNA, 888 nt
Organism: Cotesia congregata
Lineage: Eukaryota; Metazoa; Arthropoda; Insecta; Hymenoptera; Braconidae
Source: the annotation of a GenBank genome assembly
GCUCGCACUUGGUUGGCUGAUUUUCAACAAGAGUUAACCAGAUUGAAACAAGUUGGAGAUGAGCUUAAGAGGAACCUCACUAUUUUUGAGGCGAGUUUUGUCGACUCUGAAGAGCUGGAUAAGAUUGAGAGGGAAUUCACAGCGAUUCAACUUGUUUGGGAACUGACCAACAAAUGGGACGAGUCAUGGGAGCGGUACAAAACGGUCAACUUCUGGACAAUAGAAACUGAUGAAAUGGAAUCAGUCGCAACAAAGUUAUUCAAAAAAUUCACCCGAUUGUCAAAAGAACUCCAGGUCAAAAACUGGCCAAUAAUUGAAUCAACGAGAUCAAGGAUAGACGAAUUUCGUCGGACAUUACCGCUAAUAAUCGCUCUAAAAAACCCUGCAAUGCGUGAGCGACACUGGGACAAAGUGAAAUUGAUCAUUGGACAGGACUUUGACGAGUCGUCCGAGGAAUUUACACUCUCUUUGAUAAUGAAACUAGGAUUUCAAAAUUAUUCGGAUGAAAUUUCGGAUAUUUCGACCACCGCUUCCAUGGAAUUAAACAUCGAACAAGGCUUAAGAAGCAUCGCUGCAGCAUGGUCGACCCUAAAACUGGAAAUGACACUUAACAAAGAAACUGGAAUUUAUCGAUUACAAUCAGUGGACGAGAUCUUGCAGACUUUAGAGGAUCACCAAGUCCAGUUGUCAGCAAUGAAGUCAACGAGGUGUAGUAAAGCUCUAAACCUUCUUCUUCUUAAAUCGAUCACGGGAAUAGAAGCUGUAAUCUCGAAGCCUCUGUUUUCUAAUUCGUUAUCUUUUUUGGUCCCUCUGUACCAGGUUCGUCGAGCCCUUCGUAAACGACGUAGACCAAUGGGAAGGGACUUUGUCAAGGAUUGCCGAUUUACU